AUAUCUUUCUCUUAUAGCUUUACCCUUCUCGGUUUCUUAUUCUGGUUGCCUUAUUUGUUUUUCAUUACAUACGUUCAGGGAAGGCUUAGUUGUUCUUGCUGAUAUAAACAAUGGAGUAUGAAAACCAGUACCAGCAUGUUGAAGAAGCAAAAUAUGACUGUCUUCUCUUUGAUGUCGAUGAUACCCUUUAUCCUCUGAGUUCUGGUUUAUCAAAAGCAUGCACCAGAAACAUCGAAGAAUUUAUGGUUCAAAAGCUUGGUGUAGAAGGAGACAAAGUCUCGGAGGUUAAUCGUGUGCUAUACAGAAACUAUGGGACAUCAAUGGCUGGCCUCAGGGCUAUUGGCUACAACUUUGACUAUGAUGAAUACCACAGCUUUGUUCAUGGGAGAUUGCCUUAUGAGAAUCUGAAACAUGAUCAUGUUUUGAGGAAUCUUUUGCUUAGCUUGCCGAUUCGCAAAGUUAUAUUCUCAAAUGGGGACAAGGUCCAUGUGGCUAAAGUUUUAAGGAAGCUAGGCUUGGAGGAUUGCUUUGAAAGGGUUGUAAGCUUCGAGACCAUUAAUCCCACUAAUGGAAUCAAUACUUCAGAUGAUGAAGACACAUCUAGUGCUGAAAUUCUUGAUGCCAACACAUCAGUAUUUCCAGACACUCCAGUUAUCUGCAAACCAUUUAAAAAUGCAUUUCAAGAAGCCUUCAAGAUAGCCAACAUCAAUCCUCAAAAAACACUCUUCUUUGACGAUAGCAUCCGCAACAUACAAUCUGCAAAAGAAAUAGGCCUUCACACUGUGUUGGUGGGGACUUCCCAUAGAACAAAUGGAGCAGACUAUGCAUUGGAGAGCAUACACAACAUCAGGGAAGCACUGCCGGAGCUGUGGGAAUCAGAUACUAAGAAAGCAGGUGUUGCAUGUUCUGGGAAGAAGCUUGCAAUUCAGACAUCGGUUAUGGCUUAGUUGAUUAUAUAGACAACAAUGGCCAGAAAAAACCCAGAUUUUAUAAAAUCACAUUCCCUCUAACAAAUUGUGCUUCUAAUUUGUAUCUUUCACUUUAAUCAUCCAUCAAUAAAGAAGAAUCAUUUGUUCUA
This is a messenger RNA of Hibiscus syriacus, 1078 nucleotides long. RefSeq lists its product as uncharacterized. The record is from RefSeq and is a predicted model, not a curated record. The transcript is spliced from 6 exons. NCBI's taxonomy places the organism in Eukaryota, Viridiplantae, Streptophyta, Magnoliopsida, Malvales, Malvaceae. The coding region runs from base 111 to 947 and encodes 278 amino acids.